AUGGAAGAAGAUUCUUCUCAAGCGAUAGAUGCGCCAACAACAACUUCAAAUGUGUCAGGCCAGUUUAGUUUUAUCAAAUUACUGACUGAUUCUGACAGCGAGUGUGUUUCCAAGCCAGUUCAAGAUGAUCAUAGUCUAGAAGCUAGUGACCGUCUAGAAUUAGCAGCGGAAAAAUCUGUAGCAGUGGAAAAACUAGAAAAUAAUGCCUCGAAAGCUUAUUUUUUGGGAAUCUACAGCACUGAAGUCAACGCUAGAAUCUCCACUCGCACCGUUAAGAUCAGUUUUGUUCCUAGAUUAAUAGAAUUGAUGACUUCGACUGAAACUUCCAGACAUUGUCUUAGACAAGUAAAAUUGCUCCAGGACAUGUUUAGAACAUUUUCAUCUCGAAAUUUCAUGUUUACAAUUUCUAGACAUUCUCUAAGGCAAACAUUAUUAUUAUUGACCCUGGAAAUGUUUGGAAAUCUUUCAAUAGCAAGUUCUCAGUUAGAAACUUCUAGAUAUUGUCUAAGAAAAGCGAAAGUUUUCACUAGACAUAUUUGGAAGAUUCUCACUUGCUAGUUUUUUCAGCUCGAGAUUUCUAGAUAUUGUCUAAGGCAAGUAAAAUUGUUCCCUGGACAUAUUUGGAAAUUUCAAUAGCUAGUUCUUUGUUUGAACUUCUAGAUAUUGUCUAAGUCAAGUAACAUUGUUCCCUGGACAUAUUUGGAAGCUUCUUACCUUCUAAAUAGAGUUUAAAACCAAGUAACAUUGUUUCUGAACGUAUUUAGAAUUCGAUGCCUAGGAAAUUGUGCCGAUUUGACUAUUUUUCCGUGUUUUUGCUAGAAUUUUGAGAAUUUUUGUAAUUCCCGAACUUCCAAAAGUUUGUUUGCAUCUAGUUAUUGUCCAAGAUAAGUAACAUUGUCUUUGGACUUAUCUAGAUAAAUUUCAAACGGCAAAUUCUCGAAGAACAAGUUAUCUUGACCAUUUUUUUGUGUCAAUUUUUCUAGAAAUUUGAGGAUCGAAAACUCCCCGAAUUCUUGCUCCUUUGGAACAUUACCUCCGAGUAUUUAGGCAUUGUAAAAUUAUGCCCAGAUACCUUUGGUUUGUCUCCAGUAGGAACAAUCUACUAGAAACUUAAAUGUCUCUACAAGUCGAAUAUGUGUGAGUAGGAAUUCCCAUUUUCUCCCACUGGGUUUUUUCUACGGUACCCUACCCGCUGGUUCGCCUCUCUUUUUUCUUUCAACCUUUUAACCACGUUUUCUGUCGAAACCGGCAAGGCUGCCUUCCGGGCCCCCCAAUGUCGCGGACGCUGCGAACAAGGCUGAAAAGAGAAAGAAAAAGAAGAGAGAAAUAAUAAAUAUUCAAACAACCGCGAGGGUCUCGUAGCGCCUACAGUAGUUUGUGUGUCGCUCCUUUAAAUCGACGUCUCCUUUUUUGGGUUCCGGCGUUUUUAGGCCAGUUGAAGAAAACCAGAAGAAUUCCGAGUUUUUAGCCUCGAAUUGCUGACGUUUAGCACGUCAGACUUCUGUCUAUUAUUCUGCCUAGAACUGCUGAUUCGCUAGAAGUUGGGAUCCUAGAAGUCACCUUCUACCAGUCGUUGUUCCCUAGGAACUUCAGGUUAGUGAAAGUAUUUGCUAGGGCAAGUUAUAGUUAGAGCGCUGCUAGACCUUUAAACUCUCCCAAUUUCAAACACCACUUUCAGUUUAACAAGGAAGGAAUUCGAGUAUAAGUCUUUUACUAUGCCCUGAAUAAAUUCUUUUGUUUUAUAAAAUGUCUUCUUUUAUUUUUACACCACUUUCGGAGGUUUUCCGAGAUAAAUAUGUUCUCAUGUCGCUCUGUCAUUUGGCCGGUAGUUCCUACUAUUCUCAAUCAUACCACUGAACCGUUUUCAAUCGUCGUAUUCACCACCGCUGCUGCGACAACUACUGUACUUUUCAGAUUACUGUAUUUCUAGCGAUUUUUAGCGCCAAUUUCUCUACAGUACUCCCCCAAAAUUCCAGGCAAAACCUCGCAAACUUUCCACGUCAUCAUCCACACAAACAAUGUCGAUUUCGCCGCCAAAAAAACCGCAAAUCAAAUCGCCACGUCACCACAAAACACGUCAUCAUCAUCAUCGCCAACACCAGCACAAACCAGCUCUUCAAUUAUCGCAUUCCACGUCGCCGUCGCCAAUGUUUCCAGUGGGAAGUGUUGAGAAGCGCAAAAAUCGAAAUCGAAGCAAAUCGCGUGCCGCCAAAUCCCGAUUCCAGCCAAAUAUUUUCGAAGAAGCUGAUGAAACACAAUCGAUGGGCGGUGGAAUUGGUGAGGAUGCGGGCGAAUUUCAGGAUGAUUGGAAGAGGAAUCCGCCGGUGAGAAGGAAAUCUGAAACACAAAUUGAUGAUAGUGAUUGUAAUAGUAGUUCGAAAGGUGUGAUUGUUGGUGGAAAAAAAUAA
This is a messenger RNA of Caenorhabditis angaria, 2408 nucleotides long. The record is from the annotation of a GenBank genome assembly. NCBI's taxonomy places the organism in Eukaryota, Metazoa, Nematoda, Chromadorea, Rhabditida, Rhabditidae.